Messenger RNA from Salvia splendens (bonfire salvia), 696 nucleotides. Its product is annotated as dynamin-related protein 3A-like. Gene Ontology annotation, cellular component: membrane; cytoplasm; microtubule. Gene Ontology annotation, molecular function: microtubule binding; GTP binding; GTPase activity. Bases 213 to 653 code for a protein of 146 amino acids. The record is from RefSeq and is a predicted model, not a curated record. Lineage: Eukaryota; Viridiplantae; Streptophyta; Magnoliopsida; Lamiales; Lamiaceae. The transcript has 2 exons.
ACACAUCCUCCUGUAUCUCUCUAAAACUAACAUUCAAAUUUCAAACGCUCUCUCUCUCAUCCACCUCCUAUCACCCGCUCGCGCCUAUCUAGGGUUUUCAACAAAGCACUGGCGGGAUCCCACACACCAGAUCUUAGUCCAAAGAUUUAGAUAAUUCACGCAAUUAUUAAACUCGAUAAUUGACCUUUCAAUCACUAAAAUCAGCCAACUCCAUGGCGGAAGAGCAAUCGUCGUCGGCGGCGGCGAGCAACGCUACUGGUACGGCGGCGGCGCUAGGACACUCAGUCAUACCAAUAGUGAAUAAACUGCAAGACAUCUUCUCGCAGCUCGGAAGCCAGUCAACGAUCGAGCUUCCGCAGGUGGCUGUGGUGGGAAGCCAGAGCAGCGGCAAAUCCAGUGUGUUGGAGGCGCUUGUUGGACGCGAUUUCCUCCCGCGUGGCAAUGAUAUCUGCACGCGCCGACCGCUGCUGCAUAACAAAAGUAAAGGCGACGGAACUGAAGACGAGUGGGGGGAGUUUUUGCAUUUGAAUGGGAGGAAGUUCUUUGAUUUCAAUGAUAUCCGGAGGGAGAUUCAGGAUUGCACGAUGGAGGAUAUCAAUCAACAUUUCUCUUAUCAUUUGUUAUUCUGUGGUGGAAAUUAUGUUUUGGGAUAAGCUCAGUACUGAAGCAAAUUAGCUUUUUCCAAGUGUUUCACUU